Messenger RNA from Closterium sp. Naga37s-1, 1815 nucleotides. NCBI's taxonomy places the organism in Eukaryota, Viridiplantae, Streptophyta, Zygnematophyceae, Desmidiales, Closteriaceae. The record is from the annotation of a GenBank genome assembly.
AUGGUGCCUAUGUCGACUUCUACUACCUCUCCUCCAACGCCACAGUCAGCUAACACCGUUGGCAUCUCGCAAACUCUUCUAACCGAGGCACGGGAGUAUCUCCCCGACGUUGACCAUGCCGUCUUCAAGCACUUCCACAUCAUCAAGAGGGUCCAGGGAAAAGUUCAGCAGUACGAGUGCAAGUUCUGCAACAACGUCUUCACUGGUGCUUCCAUCCGAUGCGUGCAACACUUCACGUCGUGGAAGGGGAUGAAACGCCGUGAAGUGGCGCUUUGCAAGGAUGCGCCGCAAGAUGUGCGUCUGGCUAUGCGCGCGAAGUACGAGGCAGCGGCUGCCGCGGCCGAAGAAAAGAGGCGGGCUGCAGCUGAAGCGGUUGCCGCGGCGAAGGCUAACGGUGGGAAGGGGGCGCGCAUCACCGAUUACCUGGAGGGGGAUGCGGCUGCUAGAAAGGGAGAAGCCGACGAGUCACUUGCGCUUGCAUGGGCCGCCCUCCAUAUCCCCGAGCGCAACAUUGACCAUCCUCUGAUGGUCAAUGCAUUGAACCUCGUCUCGCGCGCCGGCGUCGACUACGUCCCUCCGAAGAGGAAAUACGUCGGCGGUGCUGGCCUAGUCGCGUGUCGCAACGGAAUCGAGCAGGGUUUGGUGGGCAUUAAGGCGAUUUGGAAGAGGACGGGCGUGACGGUUUCGUCCGACAUGAUGACGGACCGCAACGGCAGAUCGCAGGCCAAUGUGUUUCUCGUGAAUGAUUCCGGCGCCAUCUUCACCGACUGUGUUGACUGCAACAUGGAGAAGAAAACAGGAGGUUACGUGGCGGGGAUUCUUAGGCCCGUGGUGGAGGAAGUGGGUCCAGAGAACGUUGUUGCAUUCUGCAUGGACGGGGGUUCGAACUAUGCGGUGGCGGUGAAUCAACUUAUACGGGAGUGGCUGCACAUUCAGGAUGUGACGUGCGCCACUCACGUAUUGGAUCUUCUCAUGGAAGAUGUGGGGAAGAUGGGAUGGGCUAAGCCGGCUGUCGACAAGGGAGGGGAGAUAUUAAGCUUCGUCCGCAACCACCAUUGGACCCAAGGGUACCUGCGGACGCCGGUAUUGGUGGAGGGGACGGUUCUGCAGGCGCUGAAGCCGGCUGGAACCCGAUUUGGGACCAAUUACAUAGCCAUAUCCCGCCUUAAUGCGAUGCGCGGCAGCCUUCUCAGCAUGGUGCUGAGCGACAUGUGGGAGGAGUGGGCGGCAGGGGAGCGGAAGAAAUCAUGCGACCAAUUUAGCGCGCUGAUCCUUGAUGCCGUUUGGUGGAAAACGACCGAAAUCUUCACUACCCUGUUCAAGCUGCCCUACAAGGCGAUGAGGCAGACAGACGAGCAUGCUGUGAGGAUGAUGGGGAAAAUGUACGACGUGAUGCUCCAGUUGACAGAGGACAUGGGGGACUUGCUCGACGAGGACGAGGAGCAGUUGAGCAGCGGCGACAAGGCCCAAAUCCGCCGCAUCCUCAAAAACCCCGUGGCACAGAGGAAGAUGGUGAAAGAGGGAAAGUACAGCAUGGUGAAAUGGUGGCAGUGGAAUGGGAUUGAUGCCCCCGUGCUGGCGGGGUUCGCGGAUUCCGUCCACACCGCACGCCGAAAUAGGCUCGGAUCCGCCAAGCGCAAGGACUUGGUCUUUGUUGCGCACAACUGGAAUGUUGUGCGCAGCUGGCACACGCGCGCCGAUGUCUUGCCACAUGUGGUGCCCGGGAUUGGAGCCAAUGGGCUGGAAGUCGAGACAAAGGGAGAGGAUGAGGAGGAAGGCGAAGACGACAUCCUCGAAGACGAGUACGAUAACUAG